Molecule: messenger RNA, 465 nt
Organism: Castor canadensis (American beaver)
Lineage: Eukaryota; Metazoa; Chordata; Mammalia; Rodentia; Castoridae
Product: gametocyte-specific factor 1-like
Source: RefSeq, a predicted model, not a curated record
AUGGAGCCAGAAGCCUUGGAAAUAUGUCCUUAUGACCCAAACCACAGAAUGCCAGCCAGCAGGCUACAGUACCACCUGGCAUCAUGCAGAAAGAAAAAUCCAAAGAUAGCUAAAAAGAUGGCUAACUGCAAAUACAAUGCUUGUCAUGUGGUCCCAAUCAAAAGGCUCCAGGAACAUGAGGCUAAUUGCAUCAAUAAAACUGCUGUAGAUGAGGAGCCACUUAAUCUUCCAAAGUUUACUUGCCCAAGUUUGGAAUCAGAUGAGAAACUUCCUGAUGCUGCCAAUCAGAUUCCUGACCCUGACAUAUGGAAUGUAGAUAAUGUGCAUCACUUCCCAUCAUUUGUUCUUCAGACUUUUGCUCCCAAAAUUCUGGUUUGUGAAAGUGACUCAAGAGACCUAAAAGAGGCUACAGUUGAUAAGCAUCCUAACAACUAUAAGUCCCAGAGAAAAGGUUGGAAGUGCUGA